AUGAAAACUUCACUUUCUUUCUACACGAUAUGGAAAAAGAUCCCUAGAUUAGUUCCAAGAUACUCCAGAUAUCUCAGUUCUCCUAUAUCUGCACAGUAUGAAGCUGUAAGCCAGGGACAGAAUCAACUGCCAGAGUAUUUCAACUUUGCCAGUGAUGUGCUGGAUAAAUGGACUCAAAUAGAAAAGGAUGGAAAAAGAUCGUCCAACCCAGCCCUGUGGUGGAUCAAUGGAAGAGGAGGUGAGGUCAGAUGGAGCUUUGAAGAGAUGGGGCUCCACUCCAGGAAAGUAGCCAACAUCCUCACCGACCGAUGUGGACUACGCAAAGGCGACAGAAUCCUGGUCAUUCUCUCCCGGAACCCGGAAUGGUGGCUGGUGAUUAUGGCUUGCAUUAGGACAGGAAUUGUAGCCAUCCCCGCAACAUUGCAACUAACCGCUAAGGACCUCGAGUACCGACUCCAAGCUUCGGAAGCCAAAUGUCUUAUCACUACAGAGGCCUUUGCAUCUACUGUGGACUCCAUUGCCCCGCGGGUCACCUCUCUGAAAACCAAGCUGCUGGUAUCUUCCGAAGGCAAGCGAGAAGGAUGGCUGGACUUCGAUGAACUGCUCAGAGAGGCGCCCGCCGACCAUACUUGUGCAAAAACCAAGAUGCACGAUCCCAUGUUGGUUUAUUUCACCAGCGGAACCACAGGGGCUCCCAAGAUGGUUGAACACACUCAAGGGAGUCUGGGAUUCAGAACCCUCAUUAGCCAAAGGACCUGGUUGCACACAACCCCUUCAGACCUUGUAUGGAGCACAGCAGAUACGAGCUGGGUGGUGGCUGCCCUGGGUUCAUUUUUUGAUCCGUGGGUUUUGGGAUCCUGCAUCUUCAUCCAUAACUUACCAAUGUUAGAGAAAACGACCAUUCUAAGGACUCUCUCCCAAUUUCCAAUCACCGCUUUCCUGAGUCUUCCUACCUUCUUUCGCAUGUUCUUGAGGGAAGAUUUCACCAGUUACAAGUUCAAGAGUCUUCAAUACUGUAUAAGUGGAGGAGAACCGAUAAAUCUUGAGGUGAUGGAACAAUGGAAGAACAAAACAGGACUGGACAUUUAUGAACUAUAUGGACAGACAGAAGCCGGCUCAAUCUGUUCAGUUUCCAAAGAAAUGAAAAUUAAGCCGGGCACCAUGGGAAAAGCCCUUUUUCCUUACGAUGUCCAGAUUGUAGACCAAGAAGCCAAUAUUUUACCUCCUGGAAAAGAAGGUGAAAUAGCGAUCAGAAUAAAGCCUGAAAGACCCCUUGGUUUGUUCACUCAAUACAUUAAUGCACCUGAAAAAACAGCCGCCACAGCACGCGGGGACUUUUUCCUCACUGGAGACAGAGGAGUGAUGGAUGAAGAUGGGUAUUUUAGGUUUAUCGGACGAGCUGACGAUAUCAUCAAAUCAUCUGGGUAUCGUAUUGGACCAUUUGAAGUGGAAAGUGUGCUCUUGAAACAUCCCGCAGUAGCUGAAGUUGCAGCCGUUAACAGUCCAGAUCCAAUCAGAGGAGAGGUAGUAAAGGUGUUUGUGGUUUUGUCUACGGACUACGCGACACACAACAAGGAGAAAUUAACCGUGGAACUUCAGGAAUAUGUGAAAAAAAUGACUGCUCCGUACAAAUACCCAAGAAAGGUGGAAUUUGUCCAGCAGCUACCAAAAUCCCAAACGGGGAAGAUCCAACGGAAUGAAUUAAGAGAUCGAGAAUGGGGCCGAGUUUAA
Ahaetulla prasina is the source of this 1731-nucleotide messenger RNA. RefSeq names its product acyl-coenzyme A synthetase ACSM4, mitochondrial-like. Lineage: Eukaryota; Metazoa; Chordata; Lepidosauria; Squamata; Colubridae. Gene Ontology annotation, molecular function: fatty acid ligase activity; fatty-acyl-CoA synthase activity. Gene Ontology annotation, cellular component: mitochondrial matrix. The transcript has 13 exons. The record is from RefSeq and is a predicted model, not a curated record. The coding region runs from base 1 to 1731 and encodes 576 amino acids. Gene Ontology annotation, biological process: fatty acid biosynthetic process; acyl-CoA metabolic process.